Molecule: messenger RNA, 1300 nt
Organism: Arabidopsis thaliana (thale cress)
Lineage: Eukaryota; Viridiplantae; Streptophyta; Magnoliopsida; Brassicales; Brassicaceae
Product: Ran BP2/NZF zinc finger-like superfamily protein
Exons: 3
Coding region: 223-735 (170 amino acids)
Source: RefSeq, marked reviewed
GAGAAACCCAAAUGUUAAAGGGAAAUGCAUUAAAGCUGUAGCAAAAUAAGAAAGUAAAAACCAAUUGAAACCCUAAUUUCACUUCAAAAAAUGUUCCCGGUUGUUAAAGGAAGGGCCUUUUGCUUUGUCCAUAUAAAUAUAUUGUGAGAGUACAACAACACCUUCAUAAGCUCUUACACUCAUUUCAACUCUCUUUUUCGUUUCCAUUACCCUCAGAAGAAGAUGAAUAGGCCGGGAGAUUGGAACUGCAGAUUGUGUAGCCACCUCAACUUCCAGAGGAGGGAUUCAUGCCAACGUUGUAGAGAGCCUAGACCGGGCGGGAUCAGUACCGAUUUACUCAGCGGUUUUGGUGGCCGUCCGGUUAGUAGCUCCUUCGGUUUCAACACCGGGCCCGAUGUGCGACCCGGGGAUUGGUAUUGCAACCUUGGGGAUUGUGGGACACAUAAUUUUGCCAAUAGGUCCAGUUGUUUCAAGUGUGGUGCCGCAAAAGAUGAGUUUUCAUGCUCAAGUGCUGCUGCAACAACCGGGUUUAUGGACAUGAAUGUUGGUCCGAGACGUGGCCUUUUUGGUUUUGGCGGCAGCAGUAGUGGUGGUGGUGGUACGGGCCGUUCUCCUUGGAAAUCUGGAGAUUGGAUUUGCCCAAGGUCAGGCUGUAACGAACAUAACUUCGCAAGCAGGUCAGAGUGUUUCAGGUGUAACGCACCAAAGGAACUUGCCACCGAACCACCCUAUUAGUCAUUUAGUCCUCCUACCUUCUUCAUCAUUUCCAAGUACUUUUCGUUUCAACAAUAGUCUUAACUUCUGAUCAGAAACAGUUCGACAUAUAUAUUUGGAUGAUAGAAUUUGUUAACAUUUACAACUUUAUUAUAUCGUAAAAGUUUAAAUAGUAGUGUGAAAUACACUAACGAUAGUACUUUAACGUUAACGUACGUAUCUUUUUGAUUAUUUUUUUUAGUACUCUGGAAGCAUUAGAGGAGAGCAGAAAGGUGAAGAAUCGAAGCAAGAUACCGACCGCCCUUAAUCUCUUGAUUUGUUUAAUUUCUUAGAUUUGACUCGUUUUAUAUCUCGUAGUAGUCAGACCUAUGUUAGAAUGUAAGCAUGUCGAGAGUUUUCCGAAGCAUUUUGUUCUGAUAUCGGUCUCCUAGCUAGUAUGUAAGUUUGUUUGAAUGUAUUCUUAUUUCUGAUAAAGUUGUUUCCUUCUGAUUCCGCAAUCACGAUUCUCAUCUAAGUUUGAAACACUUGAGUUGUUGAACGUACGAGAGGCUGAGAGCUGUUGAGAACUUCUUCUGUGGCCGCAAAU